AUGGUAACUCAUACCAGAGUUCAUCUGCAAACGUUGGUACUUUUGAUAUUUGUUGUCCACCUGAGCCGGCCAGUGUGUGUCGAUGUCCCGUCGGAGACUGACGCAGUCCUGGGGAAAUCCAUGAAGUUGACCUGCAUUUAUUGUAUGAAGAGGGAUGAGAUCAAAGCAAAGACACGUGUGAAUUGGUACUUUAAGCCAAACGAAGAAAAAGGCAACUCAUCUAACAAAACUCAUAUAUACAAGUAUGAAAUUAACAGAUCAGUUGAGUUGGACGGACCAUUUAAGGGGCGUCUGGCCUGGAAUGGGAGCCAGGACUUGCAAGAUGUCUCCAUUCAAAUCAUCAACGUCACCUAUAAUGACAGUGGCAUUUAUGAGUGCAAUGUCUCUCGCGAGUUUGAGUUUGACUUCUUCAAACCCUCAGCCUUCCUCGUCAAGAAAAUCCAGUUGAAGGUGAAAGCGAAAGCCACUGGAAACGCCGCAGCUCUCUACUCUGAGAUCAUGAUGUAUGUGCUGCUGGUGUGCUUGACCUUCUGGCUGCUGGUGGAGAUGGUCUACUGCUACAGGAAGAUUUCCCAGUCAGAUGAGCAGGCACAGGACACAGCGACAGACUACCUAGCCAUUCCUUCUGAACAGAAAGACAACCCAGCCGCUCCUGUUACCGAAUAAAAGCUGUUAUCAGUGACACGAUAUUAACCAAUCACGAUGGAACUUCGA
Cyclopterus lumpus (lumpfish) is the source of this 714-nucleotide messenger RNA. RefSeq names its product sodium channel, voltage-gated, type III, beta (gene scn3b). Gene Ontology annotation, cellular component: voltage-gated sodium channel complex. The transcript has 6 exons. Gene Ontology annotation, biological process: ventricular cardiac muscle cell action potential; sodium ion transport; regulation of heart rate by cardiac conduction. Gene Ontology annotation, molecular function: sodium channel regulator activity. NCBI's taxonomy places the organism in Eukaryota, Metazoa, Chordata, Actinopteri, Perciformes, Cyclopteridae. Bases 1 to 666 code for a protein of 221 amino acids. The record is from RefSeq and is a predicted model, not a curated record.